Saitoella complicata NRRL Y-17804 is the source of this 1165-nucleotide messenger RNA. RefSeq lists its product as uncharacterized. The transcript has a single exon. Bases 76 to 918 code for a protein of 280 amino acids. Gene Ontology annotation, biological process: protein import into nucleus. Lineage: Eukaryota; Fungi; Ascomycota; Saitoellomycetes; Saitoellales; Saitoellaceae. The record is from RefSeq and is a predicted model, not a curated record. Gene Ontology annotation, cellular component: cytoplasm.
ACGUCUACGAAAAACAUAACACAAACCUCGAAGGUCUGAACGCGUUUGUCACUUGAAGCCAUUGGAUUGAUUGAUAUGUCAGCAAUGGACGUCAAGGAUACGCCUAUGACGGGUCAGCAGCCUUCUAUGGUCGCUCCCACCACCGUCCGCAUCAAGCGAAAGCGGAAUCAGGCUCCACUCGAUGCACUAUAUCUCGAUGAAGAAGAAACGACAAUGACCGCUUCUACUGACACCAUGUCCGAAGCCCCACGCAAGAAGCGAAAAAUCUUCACUCUUUCCCGGACACAGUCAUUGGCUCAGUCAGCAGUUCCGACAUCGGUUACGCCCGUCACUACGGCGGCUUCUGCGACUGUGAGGGUUGGUCCGACACCGAUAAGCAUCCCAAGGAAUGAGCCUGUCAAGCUGAGGGUUGCGAAGAGGACCAAGGAGGGGGAACUUGAGCUCGUGAGGGAGGAAGCGAGGAAGCGGGGGAUUGCGGGGAAGAUGGAUAGGAUGAAUAUGGACACGGAUGAGGAUGAUUGGGUUUAUGAUGUGUAUACAACCUCCACUUCGCCGAAAAAUGGUGCCGAAGAUGUGGAGGCUUUGAACGGCAAUGUCAAUAUCGGAAUCGUAUACUGGAACCCAAAUGCCGGCCCCGGUGAGGAUGAGCUCGUCUUCGAAACCGAGAAGAGCGACGAGGAGGCCUACGACUCCGCGGACGCAGACAGUAACGAUGAGGAUGCUUUCGGGAACGAGUACCCAGAUGAGGAUGAGGUCGGGUGGGAUGAAGAGUAUGGAGGUGGCGCGAAGGGGGAGGGUAGCGACGACGAGGAGAAGGCCGGGAGCGAGUAUGAUGGAUUCAGUGAUGAGGGUGAGGCGUGGAACCGGCAGCAAGGGUAUGGGCAGGGGUAUGAGGGUGCUGCCGAGGAUUACUACUGAAGGGCAAGUUGAAAAAAGAACACCGGCAUGAGUUGGCAUAGGGGAAAGAAUGGAGCAUACCGAAAGACAUUCCAAGGCGCAUAUGCAUGGCAUGGGAACGGCUACCAAGGUGAAAGCGCGUUUUGGUCAUUUCACAAGGCAUAGUACGCAUUGUUGAUAAACUGCACAAUCCAUUUACCAAGACAUUGGGUCUUAACUGGUGGUUACUUCUGCGAGGCGCGGGUUGCCCAGACAGGCAGCGACACCG